AUGUCCAACCUCCUCAACACCGACCAGACCCAAAAGACCGCCGACCAGACCGCCGGCGGUAUCACAGGUGGCAUCUCCGGCGCCGGCAAGACAGUCACUUCUACGCUCGGCAACACCCUCGGCGGAAUCGCCAACACAGCAGGUGGCGUCGUCGGCUCGGCAGGUCGCGGAUUAGGCGACACUGUCAACUCUGUCACAGGAGAGACUGGCCGGCCCAUUGGCGAUGGGCUCAAGAACAUCACGGGCGGUAUUGAGAAGGGCGUGCAGGAUGUUUCACAGGGCGUGAAGGAUACGGGGGAGUGGAAGACGUCUGGGGGAUCUUCGUAA
Messenger RNA from Podospora anserina S mat+, 327 nucleotides. RefSeq lists its product as uncharacterized. The record is from RefSeq and is a predicted model, not a curated record. The coding region runs from base 1 to 327 and encodes 108 amino acids. The transcript has a single exon. NCBI's taxonomy places the organism in Eukaryota, Fungi, Ascomycota, Sordariomycetes, Sordariales, Podosporaceae.